Myzus persicae (green peach aphid) is the source of this 741-nucleotide messenger RNA. RefSeq names its product regulator of G-protein signaling egl-10-like. The coding region runs from base 1 to 741 and encodes 246 amino acids. The record is from RefSeq and is a predicted model, not a curated record. Gene Ontology annotation, biological process: regulation of G protein-coupled receptor signaling pathway. The transcript is spliced from 7 exons. NCBI's taxonomy places the organism in Eukaryota, Metazoa, Arthropoda, Insecta, Hemiptera, Aphididae.
AUGUUCCGUUUUCUCAAGAAGCGUUUGAUAUCCUUUUUUAAAAUCGUAAAAAGAUGGAUUACUUGUCAGUCUGCUAGUAAUAGUGAUUGGUCGAUUGAGUUGCCCUUCAGUUUAUCAGAGGAUUCGUCCAGUAACUUGUUAGUGGAUUCUCUCAUGAACUUGCAAGAUGUUUCAUUUGAAGAAUUACCGUCUCAUCAGGUGGUCAAGAAAUUAAAGAAAGAAUACAUAGAAGUACUAAAUCAUAUUAUCAACAUAAAAGUGAGUGACCUGAUUAAUCGCAUGAACAACAAGGUAAAAUGCGUCCCUUUGAAUACAAUUGUAAAAUGUGCAAAAGUAAUAUUUCCAUUCAUAGAAAUCAAUGGGAGCAGUUUGCUAUUGUGGUUAAUUAAUACAAUGGAGUUUGACCCUGAUGAAGCAUUAUAUUUGGCAAAUCUAUUGUCAUCACACAUCAUUGGGUUCACAAUUCUUAAUUAUUAUCUGACUGAGUUGAAGGUCGGUUGCUUUUAUCGUAAUCUAUGUCCAAGUUCACAAAUGACUUAUAAAACUCGCUUGAAUGAUUAUGACUAUGCUGUAUACCUGUGUAAAAAAGAAAUCGAAGAAAACAUUCAUGGAGAUUUGCUGAACUAUAAAGUGAAAAAAAAUGCGAAAGCUAUGGUAGAUGUUAAUAAAUGGAAAUUUGAGUUUCAACCAUCCAAUGAUAAGUCAUCACGUACAUUUUAUAAUAAAAAUGUAAUUUUAUAA